CGGGAAGUCGCUGCCAACAUUAACCAAUCAAGGAACAGCCCUGGAGAUGAUGGUAAGCGUUCCGACCAGUAAGAUUUCAGGAGGCGUGGCUGAAUGCUAGCGUGCUGAAUAUGGGGGUGAAGCUGGAAGUUUUCCGGAUGGUCCUCUACCUUACCUUUCCUGUUACAAUGUUCUGGAUUUCUAAUCAAGCUGAGUACUUUGAGGAGUAUGUUGUGAAACGGAAGAGGGAAAUCUGUCCCCCAGAACGUGAUGAACAGAGGAAAGAAUUGGAGGCAUUCCAAGAGAAGAUGAGGAUAAGGAGAGAGGAGAGGCUUUUGGCUGAAGCAGAGAACAUCAAACAUACAUAACUGUUCUACCAGGGGCAAAUCUAACCCUAUAUUUAACCCUCUCUAUAACACGUUGGUGUGAUAAAAUAUGUUUUUAUAGUAUAAAAUAUGCUUAAAAAUAUAUUAUGUUCUAGGCUGGAAAUUUUGAUUUCUCUGUCCGUUUCCAUUUUGGACAUAAUAAUGUGAUGAAUCCAGAGCAUGGAAAAUAAAAUUGUUUAAAAGCUG
Xenopus laevis (African clawed frog) is the source of this 551-nucleotide messenger RNA. It is a transcript of the gene pet100.L, whose product is annotated as PET100 homolog L homeolog. The record is from RefSeq and is a predicted model, not a curated record. The transcript is spliced from 4 exons. Lineage: Eukaryota; Metazoa; Chordata; Amphibia; Anura; Pipidae. Bases 111 to 347 code for a protein of 78 amino acids. Gene Ontology annotation, biological process: mitochondrial respiratory chain complex IV assembly; protein folding. Gene Ontology annotation, cellular component: mitochondrial membrane; mitochondrion; mitochondrial inner membrane.